CUGCCCGCCCUGACAAAUCCAUUGCAUCUCGAUUCCGGUCAUCUAGGGCAGUUCGAUGUUUGAUGUUUCCACAUGGCACUCUCCAUUUGCCUUUUAGAUCGUUGUGACUACGGCUAGUACUACUGCAUUGACUGUUCCGCAUAUGGAAUACUAAGUCUAGACUGUCUAGUAUCGUCCCCGCCAGCCACCGUCCUACACUCCCAUCGAGUAUUUCAUCCGCCGGUUCAAGCCGACACAGCCAUGGACUUCGUCGGACCAGAUGCCGAGACGCCGCUCCUCUUCGGCCCGCAGGCUCCGCAACAACCGCAACCACCGGUAGACUACAACUCCAUCCUCAAACCACGGCCGCGUGUUCGCCUCGACGACAACGACGGUGAUGAUGACGUCUCCUUCUUGCCUGCAGAGACAACAACAACACGCACGCUGGGCUGGAGCAGCACCUACAUCCUGAUCAUCUCGCGCGUCAUUGGCAGCGGCAUCUUUGCCACCCCCGGCGCCAUCGUCCGCUCCGUCGGGAGCAUCGGCCUGAGUCUGCUGCUGUGGAUUGCCGGGGCGGUGAUCAGCUGGGCCGGGCUGGCCGUGACGUUGGAGUAUGGCUGCAUGUUGCCGCGGUCGGGCGGGGAGAAGGUCUACCUCGAGUUCACAUACCGCCGGCCGCGCUUCCUCGCAUCGACGCUCGUUGCCGUCAACGCCAUCCUGCUGGGCUUCACCGCAAGCAACUGCAUCGUCUUCGGCGAGUACCUGCUGUUCGCCCUGGGGACAGCCCCCGCCGACAAUCCGGUGCUGGUGCGGGUCCUGGCCGUGGCCCUCAUGACCGGCAUCACCGUGCUUCACGGCUGCUUUCUGCGGACCGGCAUCGCGGUGCAGAAUAUCCUGGGCUGGGUUAAGAUCGGCCUGAUCGUGGUCAUGACGGUCGCCUCGGGGGUGGUGGUCGUGUUGGGGAAUGGUACUGCACGGUACAAGCCGGAGGAGGGGGAGAUGAUGAUGAUAAGCAUGCCCAGGAUGCCAUCAACAUCAGCAUCAACAUCACCAUGGGACGGCAUAUGGGAGGGCUCGGUUUGGAACUGGGGGGUCAUCAGCACCGCGCUGUUCAAGGUCUUCUACUCGUACGCGGGGCUCCACAAUGUCAACAACGUCCUGAACGAGGUGCGAGACCCCGUGCGCACACUCCGGUCCGCGGCCCCGGCCGCCCUCGCCACCGCGUGCCUGCUCUACCUGCUCAUCAACGUGGCCUAUUUCCUCGUCGUGCCGCUCGACGCCAUCAAGGAGGGUGGCGAGCUGGUCGCCGCCUUGUUUUUCGAGAGGGUAUUUGGGCAGACCCUGGGCAAGCUGCUGCUUCCCCUGGCCGUGGCCACUUCGGCGGCCGGCAACGUCAUGGUCGUGACCUUCUCCUUGGCCCGCCUAAAUCAGGAGAUCGCACGUCAAGGCCUCCUCCCCUUUGGAGAUGCUCUCUCCUCCUCCCAGCCCUUUGGCACCCCCCUUGGUGGCCUGGUGCUGCAUUAUAUCCCGUCCGUCCUCGUGAUCUGUGUCCCGUACAAGAACAUCUACUCGUUCAUCUUGGAAGUCGAGGGCUACCCCGGCCAGUUCUUCUCGCUGGCCCUGUCCGCCGGCCUGAUCUGGCUGCGCUGGCGACGCCCGUACCUGGAGCGCCCGUACCGAGCCUGGCUGCCGGCCGUGGGGGGCAUGGCCUUGCUGUCCUGCGCCCUGCUCUGCGCCCCUUUCGUGCCCCGCCAGGGCGAGGAUUGGAAAGCCCACUUGUCGAGGGUGAGUUACGCGCUGGUGGGCAUCUUGGUGCUCGCAUCUGGGGUACUGUACUGGGCGGUGCUGUCAGUCUUACUGCCUUGGCUACGAGGAUACUCGUUGGAGGAAGAGGUUGGCGUUCUCCCGGACGGGACGGCCAUUACUAGACUAGUUCACGUUCCCAAAGAUACUGUCGUAGAUGGGCCUAUCCGAAGGGCGGUCUGAACAGAUCGUGGUGCAACAGCAAGUACUAGUAAAC
Molecule: messenger RNA, 1999 nt
Organism: Chaetomium strumarium
Lineage: Eukaryota; Fungi; Ascomycota; Sordariomycetes; Sordariales; Chaetomiaceae
Product: amino acid permease-domain-containing protein
Exons: 4
Coding region: 241-1965 (574 amino acids)
Biological process (GO): amino acid transmembrane transport
Cellular component (GO): membrane
Molecular function (GO): L-amino acid transmembrane transporter activity
Source: RefSeq, a predicted model, not a curated record